AUGAAACCCACCGAAACAUUUAGAGAAUAUGCAUAUAGGUGGAGGGACAUGUCUGUCCAAGUUAAUCCUCCGGUGGAAGACAGGGAGGCUAUUUCCCUAUUUGUGAAUACCUUGAAAGAUCCUUACUUCGGGCAUCUCUUAGGAGCAACCCCCCAUGACUUCAUGGACAUUGUUUCUACUGGAGAGAGGAUCAAGACGGCCAUCAAAGUCGGGAGAACUAAAGGAGGUAGACCCCAAGUUGUUCCUUCCGAGACCAUGCCCGCCCAACCAAAUGUGCGAACUCAUGAUAGGGGCAUCCAGAGAAAUACGAGAAGGAUAGAUCCUAUUCCAAUGACAUACUCAGAAUUAUUCCCACAAUUGAUGGAAAGGAACUUAGUUUCAGUCAUUCCUGGAACGGUUCAAACACUAAGAGAAGCCAGAUGGCUAGCAUUUGAUGAUAAACAACCAGGAAUUCAAGGGAACCCUUUGCCCAAUCAUGGGGGUAACAAUGUCGGAAUGAUAGAAGAAGGGACGAAUGAAGUGGAUUUUGAACAAAUGUCUUUAGAUUGGGUGAUCAAUGAACUUAUUGCAGCAGGUCGGAUAGGGAAGGAGGCCGUUUGCCCCACUAAUGUACUUUGUUUAUGUCAGAGUAAGGAAGGAAGAUCUGUGAAACAGUGUGUAACUUUUAGAAUGUUUUUGCAAAAGAUGGUGGAUGACAAGUCUAUAGAGAUCGGUUGUACCCGCAAAAGUGGAGAGAUUGCAGUCGUUGGGGAAAAUAGGCCAGUAUAUCAUCAGUGCGCUAAUCAACCAUUCAUACCUACCAUGAACAAGGCCCUUCCCACACAGGAAGCGCCAGCUCGCUUGGUGAUCUCUAUUCCCAGGCCAUUCCCAUACAAAAGUAACCAAGCAGUACCCUGGAAAUAUGAAUGCAAAGCGUAUGUCGAAGGAAGCACCAGCAAUAUAGCAGGGAUAACUCGAAGUGGUAGGGUGUAUAUGCCAGGUUUUUCUAAAGCAAAUCGAAAAAAUGCAGGGGAACCAGACAGGGCAGUGAAAAGUCCAAUAUCCAAUGGAGAGGCCGAAGAAUUCCUGAAGAUAAUAAAGCAUAGUGAGUAUAACAUUGUGGACCAACUAAAGAAAAUGCCGGCUCACAUAUCUGUUUUGUCACUACUACUAAAUUCAGAGACCCAUCGGGAGGCGUUACUUAAAGUCCUAAAUCAAGCCUACAUUCCCCAAGAUAUCAGCGUUGAUAAAUUCAAUCAUGUGAUCGGAAGUCUGGCAGCCUCCAACUACAUCACCUUUACUGAUGAAGAAAUUCCGCCAGAAGGCCAGGGGCACAACAAGGCGCUGCAUAUAUCCACCCAAUGUAAGGAUCAUAUGAUGUCUCGAGUCUUGAUAGAUAAUGGGUCAUCCCUCAAUGUUAUGCCAAUGACUACACUGCAAAGGUUACCCAUUGAUCCUUCUUAUGUGACAACAAACAAUUUGGUGGUGCGUGCCUUCGAUGGAACAUGA
Molecule: messenger RNA, 1488 nt
Organism: Malania oleifera
Lineage: Eukaryota; Viridiplantae; Streptophyta; Magnoliopsida; Santalales; Ximeniaceae
Exons: 3
Coding region: 1-1488 (495 amino acids)
Source: RefSeq, a predicted model, not a curated record